Corapipo altera (White-ruffed manakin) is the source of this 301-nucleotide messenger RNA. Its product is annotated as MAP/microtubule affinity-regulating kinase 4-like. NCBI's taxonomy places the organism in Eukaryota, Metazoa, Chordata, Aves, Passeriformes, Pipridae. The record is from RefSeq and is a predicted model, not a curated record. The annotation marks the transcript as partial. The transcript has 3 exons. Gene Ontology annotation, molecular function: protein binding.
AUGGGGUCCGUGCUGCCACCCCCCGUGUCCCCCCCAGAGGUGAUGGUGGGCAUGGGGUACACCCGGGAGGAGAUCAAGGAGGCCCUGAGCACCCACAAGUACAACGAGGUGACGGCCACGUACCUGCUGCUGGGACGGAGGGGAGAGCCCGAGGGUGGCAGUGGCCUGUCCCUGUCCCGGCCCCGGGGCUCGGCCGAGGCCCCCAACGGUGGCCCCACCAAGGGGACGACGUCGUCGGGGACACACGGGAAGGGACAGCGAGGGGGGGGACACCACAGACAGCGACGGCACAGCGACUUCU